Molecule: messenger RNA, 405 nt
Organism: Chroicocephalus ridibundus (black-headed gull)
Lineage: Eukaryota; Metazoa; Chordata; Aves; Charadriiformes; Laridae
Product: copine-5-like
Biological process (GO): cellular response to calcium ion
Cellular component (GO): plasma membrane
Molecular function (GO): calcium-dependent phospholipid binding
Source: RefSeq, a predicted model, not a curated record
AUGGGGCAGCAGCGACUCCAGGGUGUGUGUCCCCCCCCCCCCGCUCCCCAUCACCCUGACACCCCGCACAAGGGCUGGGUGCUGGAGGGGGCUGCCAAGCUCCCCAUGUCCAUCAUCAUCGUCGUGGGCCAGGCUGAGUUUGACGCCAUGGUGGAGCUGGACGGCGACGACAUCCGCAUCUCCUCCCGCGGCCAGGUGGCCGAGCGCGACAUCGUGCAGUUCGUGCCCUUCCGUGACUACGUGUGCGGGGGGGGCAGCCCGGUGCUGAGCAUGGCGCGCCUGGCCAAGGACGUCCUGGCCGAAAUCCCCGACCAGUUCGUCUCCUACAUGAAAGCCAGGGGCAUCAAACCCCAACCGGGCCCCCCCGACCCCCCCCACACCCCCCCCCCCAGCCCUGACCUCACC